AUGCUCGUGAGCAACAAUAACGAGGCGGCCCUCGCAGUGGCCAAUCGCCCACCAGACACCAAAAAGCAGGGUCGGAAUCAUCGAUCGCAGAUGAUACCGGUCGCUGUUGUAGAUGAAGAAAUGAAGACUAAGCAGCACGGACUCGUUGUAGGUCCGAAGCAUCCGUUAGUGCACGAAUUGACGGCAAUGUUACGACUGAAGCGUCCCGCUGUCUCGUCGAAUGAAGACGAUAACGCUUCAGCUUACGAGUACGAUGACCUGCCAAUACUCGAGAGUAACCGCACAUCGUGUUGCACGCCUCGAGAUCCGGUCAUUAUCACCGCUUCAACGGUGGAUGAGCCAAUGGAUCGGUUCAGUGAUAGCGUGCCGGAAGGAGAGCUGCAUGUCUGGGUGUACGAAGCUCGUGAGCUCUCGGCUCCAUGGUCAUUGACCGAUACAAUGUACAAGGAACACGGUCUUCGAGUCAGGUGUGGACUGUUAGGAGCUAUGCAAGAAUCGCCGUGCAAUAUUUCAGGGAACAAGAAGAAUCCGGUGUGGCGUGACGCCGAUAACAAGACUCGUGACGAAUUGGGCGGAUACUUUGCAUGGGCGUUAGGUCAGCCGGAAGAAACGGCAGGCGACCGACUAAGCCGAGGAGUAGAGGCCAGUGAGUGCAAACUAGAGAUUGAUGUCAUUUGUGGCGAACGCAUUGUCGGUUUAGCGAGUGUGGCACUAGAAGACUUGCUGCUUUCGUCCAAGGAUCGUGCAUUCGAGGAAGAUGCAUUGGAAAGUAGAGGCUCGAAGGUUGUUCGUCUGAGUCCGCAUUGGCUACCGCUUGUAGGCAACAAUUCAGGCUCACUACAGAUCUCGCUUGAUUUCAUCCCUGUCCCGAAUCAAAUGCUGCGCGGUUCUUCUAGAAGUGUCAGUCUUGUUAACUCUAGUCCGGAGGUGUCAGACGAACAUGAUGCGGACAAUCAAGCCAACGAUGGAGUUGCUGGGCAGUGGAAGUCUCGUUUUCCUCGCAACUUUGUGAAAGGCCGUCCAGCCGUCCCUUGGCUCGACCAAUGUCAUGAUGCUUUCCAACUGGAUACGGAAGACGAAGCUAGUUCUAGUAGUAACGUGAUUGUAUCGCGAAGUGGCGGUGUCACAAUGUACAUUCCGACACAAGUAGCAAGUACGCCACCAAAAGCCACGACUGUUGGAAGCCUACCAUUAGCUUCAAAACCAUCCAUCUUGUCGUUUGGUCAAUCUUCUACCGAAAAGUGUGACGAAGUAAUGGAUAAGCAGCUCUGGGACUUGUACUACUUUGGCAUUGCAGACGAAGCCAGGAAUAAACAAGACCCAGAAGAUUUUACUUGUACAAUGGCCAUGACGUCGGAUCAUUCAGCUGGGGUUUUUAAUGUGCCAUCACGCCCAGAAGCCUCUAGCUAUUGUCGUCAGGAAAGUACGUGUGUCAGUGAUGUUUUGGCUUACAACGAGCUCAUUCAAGAUAUGGAAAGUGCAAUGAAGUCGAUGGAAGACACGGCACCUUCUUCUAGAACCGAUUCAAAUCAAGGACACGCGGAGGAUCAAUCUAAAAUGGAGACGACGGGAGUCAAAAGCCCGACAUCAAAGCUUCAUCUUAAGAUGCGUCGGAUUCACAAGCCGAAUCUGAACUUCAGCAAGCCUCUCGACCGCAUCCACUCAUUAUGGCACGAUGCAAAGGCUCGUGCAAGCAACAGCUCCGACACAAGCAAUGAUAGUAUCUCUUCUAAAGAGCGCAGUCCAGGGAGAACAAAGGAUAGAUGCUGGAGCAGCAGCAAUACUAGUCCGUUGGCAUUUCGUUCACGCAGUAAAACUCCUUCUCCAUCAAGAAAAGAGGGCGUUGUCCUCGUCGAUCCUCAAAAUCUAUUUGUGAGGUUUCCGUAUCAGCGCUCGGCUUCGCGUGACGAAGCAACAACCAAAGCGAAGCGAGAACGACGAACUGCUGAAGAUGAACCAAGACGUCGAUCUCUUCCAAUCAACAUAUUUUCGCUGCAACAUCGGCAAGAGAUGCUCUUACAGCAGCAGCACCGAAAACGUCUACCAAAGCAACAAUUGGAGGGUCCACGUGAUCUACAACCUUUUCUAUUGGAAAGUGUUGAUCCUCCACUUUUAAGUCGUGAUCGAAGCAACACGCUCCACUCAAUGACGGAUUUGUUCCUUCCAAAAACUGGAGACAUGCACGGCGUUCAAGUCACAACUCCUGUCAGGGCAGCUAGCCCAGCUUCGAGUCGUUCUAUACGAGGAGCAGCCAAAAGAACGACAACACGUCGCCACUCAGGCAGCAAUGUGGUCUAUAUCAAUGGUUCUCCGUUGUGUGUUGGCAAGUUUAUCAACGUCGGCAAUGUACCAGGUGUGGUGCGCUUCAUUGGCACUACGCGGUUUGCAACUGGCACGUGGGUAGGCAUUGAGCUCUACGAACAAAAAGGCAAGAACAGCGGCACAAUUAAUGGAGAACAAUACUUCAGCUGUGCACCAAACCAUGGUAUUUUCAUUCGUGCCAGCCGCUUGUGCCUUUCACUGCAGUGA
Messenger RNA from Peronospora farinosa, 2529 nucleotides. The record is from the annotation of a GenBank genome assembly. NCBI's taxonomy places the organism in Eukaryota, Oomycota, Peronosporomycetes, Peronosporales, Peronosporaceae.